UCCAGAGAAACAGCCGAUGGAGACCAAAGAGCACAAGGUAGAGGAAGCGCCACCGCCGGAGGCCCAAACCUUCGUUUCACAACCUCCGUCGCGACCAAUUUCCGGUCAUUCCCCACCCAACUUAUAUGCACUCUUGUUAUUGUCAUCUUUCUGUACUCAACGCAGGGGUCUCAUUUGUUUUGGGUUCUCUCAUACUUGAAACUUGAAGAGUUCUAUGUAUUUCUCUUCAAUAUGUGAUUGGUUAUUGCUUGCUUAUCCCAAAAAAUCUCCUUUUUAUUAUAGCAACAAAGAGUUUAUAGAUUGGGUGAAAAUAGAGUGUGAGACUGAGUAACUUACUAUUACUAGCUAUGAAGCUAAUUGAAAUAGCUCAAAUGGUGUGUGGAUCUUGCCGCCGGCUGCUUACAUACCCACCAGGAGCCAAGCACGUCAAAUGCUCGUGCUGUCAGACUGUCAACUUUGUGCUAGAAGCCCAUCAGGUUGGCCAGGUCAAAUGUGAUAGUUGUACAUUGCUGCUGAUGUACCCAUAUGGAGCUCCAUCAGUUAGGUGUUCCUCUUGCAAUUUUGUGACAGACAUUAGGGAUCACAACAUGCGCCCUCCAUGGUCUGUUCAACAAGGACUACCUACUCCACCAUCCAAUUCUGUUCACUAAAAAGCCAGCUUAUAUGAGGCAUGUGUUCAAAUUGUAUAUAGGUAAACUUGAUCAAGCAAUGUACUACUGUGUUUUGGAAACUUUGAUUUUGAUCGGUGUAAUAUUUGUCCCUUUUUAUUUUGGUCUUAUUUGUAGAGAAUGCUGUACCUCUAAUUUGAUUUUGAUCGGUGUAAUAUUUGUCCAUUUUUAUUUUGGUCUU
Molecule: messenger RNA, 849 nt
Organism: Argentina anserina (silverweed cinquefoil)
Lineage: Eukaryota; Viridiplantae; Streptophyta; Magnoliopsida; Rosales; Rosaceae
Product: protein LOL2-like
Exons: 4
Coding region: 348-650 (100 amino acids)
Source: RefSeq, a predicted model, not a curated record